This is a messenger RNA of Melanotaenia boesemani (Boeseman's rainbowfish), 5410 nucleotides long. It is a transcript of the gene dlc, whose product is annotated as deltaC. NCBI's taxonomy places the organism in Eukaryota, Metazoa, Chordata, Actinopteri, Atheriniformes, Melanotaeniidae. The coding region runs from base 219 to 2261 and encodes 680 amino acids. The record is from RefSeq and is a predicted model, not a curated record. Gene Ontology annotation, cellular component: protein-containing complex; plasma membrane. The transcript is spliced from 10 exons. Gene Ontology annotation, molecular function: calcium ion binding. Gene Ontology annotation, biological process: Notch signaling pathway; cell communication; establishment or maintenance of epithelial cell apical/basal polarity.
CGGCUGACAGGAUUUUCUAACCGCUUCCACUUUCUUUCUGCCGUCACGCGCAUUGACUGACUUUUAACCUGGUUUUGUUUCUGCACCGGGACCGGUUCGUGUUCCUUCCUGCAUUCAGGUGUCGCGCUCUGUUUACUGUUGGAGCGGUUUGGACUUAAAAGAACUGAUUAAACCUGCAGGUGGACGUGUGGCGCUUUGUGGCCCCUGGACGCUCCGCUAUGGCGCGCUUGUUUUUGCGGUGUUUCCUGCUGUUUGUUUCGACGCAGGCGGCCCCCUCUUUUGGAGACUUCGAGCUGAAGAUCGACUCCUUCACCAACUCCAGCGGCGUCUGCAGCUUCCAGCCCCGGGACUGCCAGAUCUUUUUCCGCUUGUGCCUCAAGCACGUCAACAACCCGAUGUCUCCGUGCACGUACGGCACCGCGCUCACUGAGAUCUUCGGCGCUGACCCAGGCUCCAUCUCCGCGAGCGCGCCCAUCAGGGUGCCAUUGCAAUUCAAGUGGUCGGGAACUUUCUUUAUGAUCGUUGAAGCCUGGAAGGCAGAACCUGCGGGGUUGGAGUCCACAGAGAACCAGAACAACCUGAUCAGCCGGAUGGCGCUCCACCACAGCCUGGCUCUGAGGGAGGAAUGGUCCAGGGAAGAAUACUCCGACAACCACAGCAAUCUGCGCUUCUCCUAUCGCGUAGUCUGCAACAGGUUUUACCACGGAGAGGGAUGCUCCGCCUACUGCCGGCCUCGCAACGACACCUUCGGCCACUUUGACUGCGACAGCGAGGGGAACCGGCGCUGCCUGGAGGGCUGGAGGGGCGAGUACUGCUCCGACCCCAUCUGUGCAGCAGGGUGCAGCGAGCAGCACGGCUUCUGCGAGUCUCCGGGGGAGUGCGUGUGCCGACAGGGCUGGCGUGGCGAGCGCUGCGACGAGUGCGACCGCCAUCCCGGCUGCCUCCACGGGACCUGCCAGCAGCCCUGGCAGUGCAACUGCAAGGAGGGCUGGGGAGGCCUGUACUGCGACCAAGACCUGAACUACUGCACCAACCACAAGCCGUGCCAGAACGGAGCCUCGUGCACCAACACCGGCGAGGGCAGCUACACCUGCACCUGCCGACCCGGGUACUCUGGGAAAAACUGCGAGAUCGAGACCAAUGAGUGCGACAGCAACCCCUGCAGGAACGGAGGCAGCUGCAAAGAUUUGGAGAAUGAUUAUUCCUGCGCGUGCCCUCAGGGCUUCUACGGGAAGAACUGUGAGGUCAGCGCUAUGACGUGUGCAGAUGGUCCGUGUUUUAACGGAGGGAUGUGCAUGGAGAAAGACACCGGUGGGUACAGCUGCCAAUGCCCGGCCGGUUACAUGGGCUCCAACUGCGAGAAGAGGAUCGACAGAUGCAACAGCAACCCCUGUGCUAACGGUGCGCAGUGUUUGGACCACGGUAAGCGAAUCACAUGCCGCUGUCAGCCGGGUUUCACCGGCUCCCGCUGCGAGACCAACAUCGAUGACUGCGCCAGCAAGCCCUGCCACAACGCCGGCACCUGCAUGGACGGCAUCAAUGACUUCACCUGCACGUGCACCCUGGGCUUCACCAGCAAGGACUGCUCCAGGCGCACCAGUCACUGCGACCAGUUUCCCUGCAGCAAUGGUGGAACAUGCUACACCCACUUUACCGGGCCCGUGUGCCAAUGCCCGCCGGACUACAUGGGCGCUCGCUGUGAGUACUUCAUUGACAGGCCAACUAUAAAACCUCCAGACAACGAAGACGUUUCUCCGGCGCUGAUUGCAGCUGUCGCGCUCGGCUUGGUAACUCUGACACUGCUCAUCUGCGCCGCCAUCCACAUCCUCCGUCAGCUCUGCCGGGGCAGGGCGAUGACGGCCAUUUCCACAUCCGUGAAGAAUGAUCUGGAGACGGUGAACAACCGGAACGCCGUGAUCGGUGGGGGAGGACCCAACAACGGGAACUUACCUGGAGCGCCGCUUGGCAGCUUGAGGGAGAAGGAGGCCUUCCUAAUCUCUGGAGGUCACCUUAAAGUGUCCAAUAAGGAUGCAGCGCUGGUGGAGAAGGGUAGCGACAACAUGUCCAUGUUUAAAAACAAAAUGGCAGACUGUAAUCUGAUGAAUGAGGAGCAGCGCCUGGAAAAGAAGAAGUUUGACCUUAAGAAAUGUGACUCAUCCAUCAUCGCCCCUCCUCUCAGUUUUGCAAAGGACAGUCUGUAUCACCCGGUGUUCAUCAUCCCAGAGCAGAUGGAGCAGUGUGUGUUUGCCACGGAGGUAUAACCUUGAGUUCUCAGACCGCCAGCGGAGGAAUUUUUACGCUGAAGGCCUGAAACUUUUCUGUCCAGGACAGUACACCCAGAGGACCUAUUCUACACACAAGUCUUUAUUUAAUAUUUAUUACUGCUGCUCAACUGAAAGAAACAAAAACAAAGGACUUUUAUUCUCCUUUGAUACUAACAAUGUUCUUCGACAAUGAUAGAAAAGAAGAAAAACUGAAUGUCCCGCAUCAUUUGCACUAUUUAUCUUUUUUAUAUUAUAACUCCUAAUAUAAUUUUCUGGCCAUCUGUAUUAGCUUAUCAUUCUUGUAUCUGACUUGAACAGAAGACAUGAAUUGGCCACCAAUCAGAAAGCCAGGUGCCUUAGCUGCGCUCCCGAAUCAUUGGGGCAACCCCUACCAGUAGUAGUAGACUAUAAGGUGUCAAUCAAAUCAUUGUGAUAAUGGGAGAGAAAACAGUUUAUUUCAGGUUAAAAAUAAAAAAAAAACUAUGCUUUGCCACGACUGAUUUGGCUGCACAUUGAUAUGGGGAGUUUGUGAGACCCUCUAUCACUGUGCCGUCCAUGUUGUCUUAUUUGUUUAGUUUUACUGAAAUGAAAAACCACGUUGUGGCCUAUUGGAAGAACAAUAUCGGAUUUACAAUCAUCAUCCAAGCCUUUACUUUGAAGUGCCUAUUAGAAAAACAGCUGAAGGGCUUAAAGCCAGCAUUCAAAACAAGCUGAAGUCACUCCUCCUGGACCACAGCUAGCUUUUUAAUCUCUAACGCAUCUUCAAAUCUUUUCUUUAAAGCCCAGAAAUCCCAUCAAAUCCACCACACACAAGCCUUCUUAGUACUGAAUGACCCUAACACAUAAAACUUCCCAGUUUCUAUCUCUGAUCUGAGUCCUAGUUCUAGUCAGAGACUGUACAAUCCUUCACCUCGUGAGCUGAUAAUCUAUAAAGUGAUGAUGAUUCUAUGAUGUUGAAGCUGUCCCCCCCUUUGUCUUCCUGUGACUGCACCUGUCUUCUCCCACAACUGUCCUAAGUUGUAAAAAGUAUUUUUGUAUGAAUCAAAUAUGAAAAAACGUGUCUUUUAUGCUGCCUUUUCCCCAGUUUACCUGCUGCAGUCCGAGCAAGUAAACCCCUGGAAACACCUGCAAUUCAAUGUAUGCUAAGAGUGUGAAAAACAACAGCUAUGAGUGGUUCUUUUGUAUAUUUAAAAGAAGAAAAAAUAUCCACCACUAUCACAGUGAAGUGCUCCAAAGAGAGUUUUUAUUCCUUCUUUUUCUUAAUAUUCCAUUUGAUACCAAAAAUAUGUGUCAUUCUUGUGUAGUCAUGCUUUUGUACUAUCUUCAUUAAUUUAAACAAUGCAAUGUGUACAUAUCCUCCAGAAGACAGUUUUCCUAUUUAAUUUAGUCUUUUGUAAAUAAUUUUGUAUUUAUGGAAGAAAAUUGUAAAUAUUUUCUUGUUAUUGUGCCCCAUGUUUCUGAAUCAAGGAUCAUAUAUUUUUCAUAAAUGAAUUAGAAAAUAAGUUGAAUUUUGUUUUUUGUUGUUUUUUUUGUUUGUUUGUUUGUUUUUUUCGUUAUUUCUUUUUUGGAUGAGUGGGGUCUCAGGCAAAAACAGAGCCUUUCAUAUCUGGAAAACUGGUCCAGGAAUGUCCAGUUCUGCCUUUUUUCCAUGUCAGAAUUAAGCUUUUCAUCAUCUGCGGAUCACCUUCAGAUGAAAUCCAUGAACUGAAUUUUAAUUCUGAUCUGGAAGUGAAAUUAAGUCCAGAUUCCAAUUUUCAGCGGCUGCUGGAGGUCAGUUUGAUUGGCUGUCACAAAAUGCUGAUCGAGGCUAAAAGAAUUCGUACUGAUGAUCAUAAUGUUAAAAAUAUUGUAGUUCUUUUUAGUAUUGUCUCUUUGUGGUAAAUGAAUUGCACUGAAAACAAACUGGGAAAUCUGUAAUCAUGAUUAUGAAAAACGGCAGACAGUAAUACUGCAGGUUUAAUUGUGUUAUCAUAUAUGCAUUUUACAUCAGAAGAAUAUUUAACCUGUGAACCUGUGAAUGGAUGAUUGCUGACCAUUUAUUUUGCAUCAUUUUUAGGACCCACCAUCUAAUUUCAGCCCCAAACAUACAAAUAACAUGGUCCGACUCUGCGGUGACGACACUACUGAUGACAUUAGAAAUCAUUAAAAUAACAAUGAUGCAUUCAACUUUUUUGUCAUUGUUCAGAUUUUAAGUUUCCAUAAAAUAUAUUGACAUAUUUACUAUUAAAAGUGAGACUAAUUAGGGUGGACGACUUUAGCCCUCUCUGCUCUGAUUGGCCAGCUUCAGUGGCUUGAUCAGGUAUGAUAGCUGGAAAAAAAUAUUUAUUCAAAUAUUUAUCAUAUAAGAAAUUAACAAUAAUUAUGUUAUUGCAAUAUAAAAAUAUAUUAUCAGACCUUUAUUUUUAUAUUUUUAGGGAGGGGGAUUGGGGGGUUGUUCUGUAAAUAUGGCUUUAAAUCAAUUUGUUGACAGUAGUAUAACAAUUUUGUCAUUUCAGAUCAAAUAUCAUGUGUAAGGGAUAAUGCCCAACUAGGUGUCCAUUGUCACAAAUUAAGGGCAUUAUCCCGCUUAUACCGUGGUCACUUACAAAAGAAAAAAAUAUUUAAUAAAUUUUUUAAUGCGUUAAUGUUUUUUUACUGUUUUUCACAAGAAGUGGCUGAGGGGACUAUUUUGUUGUGACGCGUUGCCAAGGUAACCGGCUCCAACACAGAACCUGCAGCUCGGUCAGCUGCAGCUGUUGUAUGGCUACGGAAGAUAUGGACUAAUCCACCAUAGCUGCUUUAAUUUCAUGACCUAAAACUCAGCAGGGGACACACAUAGCAUGUUUAGUAUUAACACAGAGGUACCUCCAUUUUUAAACAAGCAUCAGGUCCAAUAUUUUGACUGGCCGAUACUGAGAUAUAAAUUCUAGAAUAUCGAUACGCCCAUCCCUAUUAAGACCUCAACUCAACGACACAUAUAUGACCAAGAAUCACAUAAUUAACCCCCACCACACAUGCACACACAACUUCCUUCACAUAUAUGAAAACCAUUCAAAUCCCAAAAUAUUCAGUUUAUUAAGUAAAUUCCUGCCGACAUUCAUUUCAUCCAUCCAUCCAUCCAUCCAUUAUCUUGACCGCUUAUUCCAUUUCGGGUCGCGGGUGAGCUG